This is a messenger RNA of Dicentrarchus labrax (European seabass), 6680 nucleotides long. It is a transcript of the gene pik3c2b, whose product is annotated as phosphatidylinositol-4-phosphate 3-kinase, catalytic subunit type 2 beta. Bases 309 to 5072 code for a protein of 1587 amino acids. Gene Ontology annotation, cellular component: plasma membrane; cytoplasm; phosphatidylinositol 3-kinase complex. The record is from RefSeq and is a predicted model, not a curated record. Gene Ontology annotation, biological process: phosphatidylinositol-mediated signaling; phosphatidylinositol 3-kinase/protein kinase B signal transduction; phosphatidylinositol-3-phosphate biosynthetic process. Gene Ontology annotation, molecular function: 1-phosphatidylinositol-4-phosphate 3-kinase activity; phosphatidylinositol binding; 1-phosphatidylinositol-3-kinase activity. The transcript is spliced from 33 exons. NCBI's taxonomy places the organism in Eukaryota, Metazoa, Chordata, Actinopteri, Moronidae.
CAGGGACCAGGUUCCAGAGCAGCCGGAGCCUCGUACAGCGGGCUGCAUUGUUCCACCGUAAACAGAGGCUGACACAGAUCCGGUUCUACCGUGUGAAUGUGUGGAGCAACGUCCGUACCGGCGACCGGAGGCCGUUAACUACGUGGAAAUCCCGCUGGUGGUUCGGCAGUUGAUGGAGAGUAACCCGCUCUAAGAUGGCAACCGCCGCCCGCUCCCGGCGACCAUAGACCGACGGUCAGCUCCAUGAGUCCUCUCUGGUUCUCAUAGUCCAGCUCGCUCUCUUCCGGCUCCUCUCACUCCUCCUCAUCAUGUCGGCGGCUCAGACCCAAAAGGAGGGCGGCGAGGCAGGCUGGGGCUGUCUGGAGGCUCUGGGUCUCAGCCAGAAGGAGCUGGUCCUGGCCGAGGCCCUACAGAUGGAGUAUGACGCCCUCUCCAGACUCAAACAGGACAAGAGUGGUAUGGAGACCAGCCAGAACCCUGGUCCCGGUGCUCCCAGCCAAACCCGCUCCAAAACCCCGAACUCCACCAUUGAACGCUCCCGACCCAUCCCUAGCAGGCCCAGUCCUGCUGCGGGCCUUCUGAGUUGCCUCUCUGGGUCUGACCCCUCCCUGAACCAGCCUGGAGGGUCACAGUCUCCCCAACCCAUCCCAGCUAGGGCUCCCCCUCCCGUCAAAGAGUCCCUGUACAUCCUGGACAGUCCAGAGGUCAGUAAGUUCAGGGACUGCUCUGGCUCUGGCCUUGGGGACUCUCUUCCAGAUGACGUCCCCCCUGCCAUACCCCCGAGAAACCCCAUCACCCCAUCGUCAGGGUCAGAGAACCCCUUCCUGCCCUCUCGAGGGUCCACCGUCCCCCGCGACGUGAACCUGUUCACGCCCGAUGUGGAUCAGCCCAAAGUGGAGCUCAACUAUGACAACAUCAACGAGUCGUUGUCUCGGCUCAACGGGAGCCGUCCGGAGCCCCGAGGUCGGAGGGACCAAUCGGGGAAGCCCGUGGCCCGGAGUAAGACCCUCCCCCCUCAAGUCCCGCCUAGGACGUACGUACCCGUUCCCAAGAGCAACAAGAACCAGCGGCGGGUGUCUGCAGACCCGGUGUCUCUGGCGUCCAGGAUGAACGGGUUUGGAUACGAACUCUUCCAGGUGUCUGAGGAGAGAGACGAGGAGGUGGCGGCUUUCUGUCACAUGCUGGACGUGUUACGUUCGGCGUACCCACACAGCGACCGCUCGAAGAAUGCCGGCUUCGUUUGGUCGCCGCCCGUUGGUCAGGAGGAGCUGCAUCAGGGUCUCGGGGUCAGUGUGAAGGUCACCAUCAUCAGCGAGCACUUCAGAGAGCCUCUCACCUUUACCUGUGACGGCUCGUCCACCGUGGACCUGCUGAUCUAUCAGACUCUGUGCUACGCUCAGGAUGAUCUGGAUCACAUGGACGUGGACCACUACCUGCUCAAGGUCUGCGGACACGAUGAGUUCCUCAACAACUCUCAGACUCUGGCUGGUCUGGAGUUCGUCCAGCAGUGUCUGAAGUUCGACUGGGACGUCCAACUGUUUCUGACCAAGAGAUCUGCCAUCAACACAGAGCUGGCCCGCACGAAAGAAGACGAUGAGACGUCGUCCACCAUGAACCACAGCAUCCUGCUGCAGGAGCGUCCAAUCAAACAGACCGUCACCAGGGAGGCUCUGACUCUGCUGUUGGAUACGUUUCAUAAUGAGGCCGAGUCCUUCCUGCUGUCAGAGGUGGAGCUACCGCUGCAUGUGGAGCGUCUCGUCCAAUCAGUGAAGGCGCUCUGCAACUCGUUAGCUGCCGUGGAGACGCCUGAUGUGACCUUCGCCCUCAACCAGCUCCCAGCAUGCCCCUGUCGUCUGCAGCCCAAAGUCCUCAAGGAUGCAUCAGUGCUGGCUGUCAGAGAGAACAGAGAGAAAGUGGUGGAGAAGUUGACGGCGGCCAUCUUGGAUCUGGUGGAGCUUUACUGCAGCACGUUCAACGCCAACUUCCACACAACGCCACAGAGUCACUGCUGCACGGCACCGGUGCAGGAGGCCGGCCUCGUCACCAACGUGCUGUCCUUCAACGUGUACGCCGCUCACCGCAUCCCCAUCACCUGGGCCGCCAGUUACGAGGGUUUCUUCCUGUCCUGCUCUCUGAGUCAUGGAGGGGCGGAGCUCUGCGCGCCGCAGCACACCAGCAAACAGUCAGUCAGCAAAUACCUGUUCCACCUGGUGGUGUGGGACCAGAGGGUUUGCUUCCCGGUGCAGAUCAACCAGCUGCCCAGAGAGUCUCAGUUGACGGUGACCCUGUACGCCAGCUCUCUGCCGCCCCCCGGAGGAACAGAGGAGAAGGGGAAGCAGCGGCGCAGCAUCGAGGCUCUGGGCUGGGUCACCAUGCCACUCUUCAACUUCAGACACGUGCUGACGUGUGGCAGGAAGUUACUCGGCCUGUGGCCUUCAGCGCCUGGGAGGAGCGGGAACGCCCGGACGAGCUCGCCGAACUUCAGCCAACCGGACAGCGUGAUCCUGCAGGUGGACUUUCCCACCUCUUCCUUCGAGGUUCGGUUCAGUACUCCUCCUUCAGCAGAGUUCUGUCCUCAGUACGACUUCUCCAGACUGGACACCAUCAGUCAGAUCCAGCUGCAGGACGUCCUCCACAAGAAGGCCGUCUUCUGGCUGACGGUGGAGGACAAGCGUCUGCUGUGGGAGAAGAAAGCUUUCUGUCAGGCGGAGAGUGCGGCUCUGCCUCUGGUUCUGGCCAGCGCCCCCUGCUGGCAGUGGGCCUGCCUGCCCGACAUCUACGCCCUGCUGAGGCAGUGGGCCUGCCUGGGUCACCUGGACGCCCUGGGACUUCUCCACGCCUCGUUCCCGGACCAGGAGCUGAGGAGGACGGCGGUUCAGUGGAUGGACUCCAUCUCAGAUCCAGAGCUGCUGGACUUCCUGCCUCAGCUCGUCCAGGCUGUGAAGUACGAGUGUUACCUGGAUAGUUCGCUGGUUCGAUUCCUCCUACGGAGAGCCAUCGGGGACAUUCGCAUCGCUCACUACCUCUUCUGGCUGCUGAAGGACAACCUGCAGGACAGUCAGUUCAGCGCUCGCUAUCAGCACCUGCUGGCUGCUCUGCUUUGCUGCGUUGGCCGAGGUCUCCGGGAAGAGUUCGACCGCCAGUGCUGGCUCGUCUCCGUCCUCGCCACGGUGGCGCACAAAGUCCGAGACUCCACGCCGUCCAACAGACAGUGUGUCCUCAGGGACGGUCUGGAGGAGAUGAAGCAGUUCUUCUCAGUGAACAGCAGCUGUAGACUUCCUCUCAACCCGGCGCUGCUGGUCACAGGAAUCAACAUCCAGUCGUGUUCCUUCUUCAACUCCAACGCUGUUCCUCUCAAACUGUCCUUCCAAAACCUCGACCCUCUGGGAGACAACAUCAAUGUCAUCUUCAAGUCAGGAGACGACCUGCGGCAGGAUAUGCUGACUCUACAGGUGAUCCGGAUCAUGAACAAGAUCUGGAUCCAGGAGGGUCUGGACAUGAGAAUGGUCAUCUUCAAAUGUUUCUCCACCGGCAGAGGACGAGGUAUGGUGGAGAUGAUUCCUCACGCUGACACUCUGAGGAAGAUCCAGGUUGAACAUGGAGUCACUGGGUCCUUUAAAGACCGACCACUGGCUGACUGGUUGCAGAAACACAACCCUACUGACGAGCAGUACGACAAGGCGGUGGAGAACUUCAUCUACUCAUGUGCCGGCUGCUGUGUGGCGACCUACAUCCUGGGAAUCUGUGACCGCCACAAUGACAACAUCAUGCUGAAGACCAGUGGUCACAUGUUCCACAUCGACUUCGGGAAGUUCCUGGGACACGCGCAGAUGUUCGGUAAUAUCAAACGGGACCGCGCCCCCUUUGUGUUUACCUCCGACAUGGCAUACGUCAUCAACGGAGGAGACAAACCGUCCAGUCGCUUCCACGACUUUGUGGAUCUGUGCUGCGAGGCGUACAACCUGAUCAGGAAACACACACACCUGUUCCUCAACCUGCUGGGCCUGAUGUUGUCCUGUGGGAUCCCGGAACUCUCUGACCUGGAGGACCUGAAGUACGUCUAUGACGCGCUGAGACCUCAUGAGUCCGAGGCCGACGCCACCAUGUACUUCACCAGGUUGAUCGAGUCCAGUCUUGGCAGUGUCGCCACCAAACUCAACUUCUUCAUCCACAAUCUGGCUCAGAUGAAGUUCGCCUCGUCAGAGGAUCGGCCCACACUUUCGUUUGCUCCCAGAGUUCACACGGCAAAGAGCGACGGGCUCAUCAGGAACCUCUACAUCUGCAGACACAUCCGAACAGGCAGCAAAGGAUACGCCUUUGUGGUGAAGGUGGAGCGUGACGGCCAGCAGGAGGCGCUGCUGGUCCAGAGGACGUUUGAGGAGUUUCAGGAGCUGCACAGCAAACUGAGACUGAUGUUCCCCUCAACCAAACUACCCAGUUUUCCAAACCGUUUUGUGAUUGGUCGGUCCCGCGGCGAGGCAACAGCCGAUAGGAGGAAAGACGAGCUCAACGGUUAUGUUUGGCACCUGAUCCACGCCGCGCCGGACGUCGCUCAGUGUGACCUCGUCUACACCUUCUUCCACCCACUGCCCCGAGACGAGACACCAGGAACAACAACCAGUAAACCAGCAGAGCUGGCAUGGUCUCCAGUGGUGGGCAGAGAGCUCGGUGAGGUUAAACUGUCAAUCUCAUACAAGAACGACAAACUCUUCAUCAUGGUGAUGCACAUACGAGGACUGCAGCCUCUGCAGGACGGGACAGACCCGGACCCCUAUGUGAAGCUCUACCUCCUCCCAGACCCCCAGAAGACAAGCAAGAGGAAGACCAAGGCAGCACGACGCACCUGCAACCCCACCUACAAUGAGAUGGUAGUGACCUCACUUCCUGUCUGCAGGAUUCCCCGAGGGGACUUGGACCAGAGGGUGAUCCACCUGCGGGUUCUGGGUGACGGGGCUUUCUGGGAGAACACACUGUUGGGAGAGACCUUCAUCCCCCUGAAGAGGCUGGUCCCGGGUCAGCACUGGGUGGACUGGCACCAGCUGGGCGCCGCCGGUUCAGACUCCGCCCACUGACAGACAGGAAACUGGAAGGAGUUAAAGGAGGAGAAGAAGAAGAGGAGCAGUUCUCCCGACGAGGACCGAGGACAAAAACCCUUUCAGAGUAAAAGCGGUGUGGCUCCCGUUUAAAGCUGCAGUUUAACUUUUCUUUUAACACAAAAACUCAAUGUGGAGUUGGUUUAUUCAACUAAUAAUCAUUAAAGAAAGAGUUCUUUUCAUCAUCAGGUCAAUAAACUGAAACUAACCAACCUGAUGAGCCACAAACAUCAGCUCCUUUUAGUAGUUUAGAGUCUGUGGAUUCACGCCUUUAUUCUGAAGGAGCUUCCUGUUUGAUUUGAGUUUUUUAGUUCUUUAAUAUUUCUGCUCGCUGAUGAAAGAUGAAGUUAAAGUUGAUUCUGACGACAACCACAAUAAAAAGGAUUAUCAUUUUCAAGGACUUUUCCCAGGCUGCAUUUAAGAAUUCCAGGAUUUUAAUUUUAUUGCAUUUUUUCAUGAAACUAAAAAGAGAAACUGGUUUCUGAUUUGAGCACAAACAAACUGCAGUGCAGAGGAGACGCUGUACAUACAGAGCUUUAGCCUAAAUGUUGCUAACAGGAAGUAGCUGAAGUUGUAGCGCUGUACAGACAGGAAGCAGACUGCGGGAUAUUUUUAUAGUGAGGAUGAGGAUUGGAUUUUCUACGUGCGGUGCAACGCUCGGCUGUUUCUUCUUCAUUCCCUGUUUUUUUAACCAUCUUUCUGUGGGAUUUUGUACUUUGUGGGCACGAUGUGAACAUCGAAGGGAACGCAGUGAACAUCGAAGGGAACGCAGUGAACAUCGAAGGGAACGCAAGGGAACGCAGUGAACAUCGAAGGGAACGCAAAGGGAACGCAGUGAACAUCGAAGGGAACGCAGUGAAGAUCGAAGGGAACGCAGUGAUUGUGUUUUGCGCUGUAGACGAGACAAACUGCACUCACCUGCUCUGGUCCAUGCUCCACUCCUACAGCUCCUCACUCUGGGUUUAAAUAUGGAAGACCUCGGGAGGCGUGAUGUUGAUCCGGCUGUCCGCCUUCCUGUACUCGCACAGUGAAUAUUCUCCCUUUAUUCUGUCUCACUGCAGCAGAAUGAGCACAGAACGAUGUUUCGGUGAUUUAAUGUCAACAGAUCAAAAAGAUGCUGAAAUAACGAUUUGUAAAAAGUCUGAACUUGUACGUUUCCGGUCGGUCUGCGAGACGACGAGCAAACUACUUUUAAAAUGCUAAUUAUCUGAAUGGAGUUUGGUUGAUCAGAGCUAUGCUAGUAGCUACUUAGCUACUAGUUAAGUAAAACCGACAGCUGGAAUCAAUAACAACCAUAAUUUAAUUUAAUAACUAUAAAUAUAUCUUUUUGAAGUCCGCCACCAUGAGAGCGUAAACUUCUCUGUGUUGGUUGAUCUGAAGGAACGGAGCGAUGUGCAGUCGGGUGGUGAGUUUGAGUCCGGAGACAGAAUGUAAGUUCAGAGUGAACUGGAUCUUUAAGUACUGUACAUGCUGACGUAAUGUGACCCUGCGCUCUGACUCACAGGCUGAUAUUAAUGUGGAACUUUGAUUUAGGAACAUGUUUUGUAUUAUUUGCACUACAAAAUAAACUUGAACUGAAAUAAAAAA